Molecule: messenger RNA, 1273 nt
Organism: Cyanistes caeruleus (blue tit)
Lineage: Eukaryota; Metazoa; Chordata; Aves; Passeriformes; Paridae
Source: RefSeq, a predicted model, not a curated record
ACCGUUGGCCCAAUGGAGGAAGAGGAUGUGAGGAAGAGGAAGAUGCCCCGGGACACCCAGGCAGACAAGGAGCUGAGGAUGGAGACCAGGGAGGACAAAUCCCCACGGCAGAACCUCAUGGAAGGGGCUGAUUUGAGCAGCUCCACAGUGCAGGAAUCCAACGGGGAGGGAAAUCCACAGAGAUCCCGCAGGAGGAGGGGCUCCAAACCCAUCCCAGGGUGCUCUGAGGAGGAAAGACCCACCCUGUGCCGGGAAGGUGGCCGGAGAUCCAGCCAGGGCUCUGAGCUGGUGGUCCAUGAGCAGCUUCAGGAUGGGGAGAAGCCCUACAAGUGCUUGGAGUGUGGGAAGAGCUUCAGCCGGAGCUCAUUCCUGAUCCGCCACCAGAUGAUCCACACUGGGGAAUGGGCCUACGAGUGUGGAGAAUGUGGGAAGGGCUUCAGCUGCAACUCCAAACUCAUCACCCACCAGCGCAUCCACAGUGGAGAGAGGCCCUACGAGUGUCCUGAGUGUGGGAAGAGGUUUCACAUUAGGUUCAGUCUCUUCAGGCACCAGCGGAUUCACACGGAUGAGAGGCCCUUCCGUUGCCCUGACUGUGGGGAGGGCUUCAAGCAAAACUCCCACGUCAUCAGGCACCGGCGCAUUCACACUGGGGAGAGACCCUAUGAGUGUGGGAAAUGUGGGAAGAGCUUCACCCACAGCUCCAGCCUGACUAUCCACCAGAGGACUCACACUGGGGAACAUCCCUAUGACUGUGAGAAAUGUGGGAUGACCUUCAUAUGGAGGAAACAACUGACCAUCCACCAGAUGAUCCACACUGGGGAGAGGCCCUAUGAGUGUCUCCAGUGUGGGAAGAGGUUUCAGACCAGCUCCAGCCUCCUCCAGCACCAGCGGAUUCACACGGAUGAGAGGCCCUUCCACUGCCCCGACUGCAGGAAGGGCUUCAAGCACAACUCCAACCUCAUCAAGCACCGGCGCAUCCACACUGGGGAGAGGCCCUAUGAGUGUCCCCAGUGUGGGAAGAGCUUCACCCAGAGCUCUCACUUGACGAGACACCAACGGAGGCACCGGUAAGGGAAGCCCUGUGAGUGCCCCAAGUGCAGGAGGAGCUUCGUGCACUGCCCCAGCUCCAUCCCCAUCAGAGGACCCACGUUGGGCAGAGCUCUGAUGACCCACGUACCCAGUGAUCUCUGUUGAGAACACACUGGGCUGGUGGUCAUUUUGAUUUGGCCCUCAUUUUCAUUCAUCUUCAUCCCUUUAAAACAGACAAAAUUGG